AUGAAAAAUUUACUGGGGCCUUUUCUAGGCACCUUGUCUCUUCUACAUUCAGUAACUGCAUUUCUCAGCCUAGACCAAAGCACAUUGUCUAUAUCUUGUACGGCAACAGUCACUUCAACAAGUGGCCAGCCUAUAACAGCCGCAAGAGAAGCUUGUCCUACCACUGUCACUAUCGUUUUUACAUCUGUAUCAGUUCCAAAUAAUAGUAAAGGUACCACUGAAGUAUCUACCUCCGAGAAGGCGACCUUUCCUACAUCGACCCAAGCAUCAACAUUGAAGACAUCGGCACAUACUUCUAUUGCUAGUCCAGAAACCAAGUUGAGCUCUGCAAGUUCUCACUCAGUUUCCUCGAUACUUCGAUCUUCAGAGACUUCUGCUGAAGCUUUCAGUACAUCCUCAAGUACUGCUGUCACUCAUUCUAGUUCUAUCACCUCAAAUACAAAUGAACCGGCAAGCUCGUUGACUUCGAAACCACUUAGUAGCAACACCCUACUCUCGACUAUCUCUACCACAUCCACUGCUUCACAUACAAGUAUACCGAGUGAACCUUCACUAUCAAAGACAUCUAACUUAUCUUCGGAAUCUCUUUCUUCGACUACCUUGUCUGGCAGCACCAUAACAACACAGGCCUUUACAGUCAUAGUAUCCUCAGCGGGUCCAACAACACUGCUUCCUUCCUCGAAAACCGUCGGUUCAUCUUUGCCAUCCGUGCAUACUGAUAUUUCAAAGUCCGAGUCUCAGAUUAUCUCUACUUCAUCCAAGACAACCAAUUCUGCAUCGUCAACUCCUAGUGCUACCUCUAAAAGCGAAUUAAUCACGUCCAAGAAUUCUAAUUUUGCUUCAUCAACAACGAGACUCCCCGAAUCGUCUUCAGGAGCAAGAAUCUCGGAGUCAACUGCUCUAGCUUCUCUUACUGUGAACCCGGAAUCGAGCUUGAAGUCUAAUUCGAUAUCCUCAAAAGCGCCGCCAACUACCGCGACGUCAAAACCAUCAGAAUCUUCUGUUCAGUCAACGCGCGACCCUACGCCUGAAUCCGGCUCCGUGCAAUUGUCAAUUUCUUCUGCAGUCAGCUCUCUUCCAAGCGCAUCUGAGAUUUCCCUCAAAUCUACGCGUGAAUCGAGAUCGGAAACCAGCUCGGAGCCUUCAAAGGUAUCAUCAACUACCUUGGCUUCUCAAACACCCGAGUCUUCCUCAGCUCAGACAACUCAUGAAGUUCAACCAGAAUCUAGCUUGACAUCCUCUUCGUCGGUUCCUACAACUGCUGUCUCGAUCCCCAAAACAUCUGAGUCUUCCAUUCAAACUACAGUUGAAAGUAAAUCAAAGACCGGUUUGGAGUCUUUGCAGAUAUCGUCGACUACUUUAGUAUCCAAGACAUCUGAAUCUUUUAUUCAAACCAAGAGUGAAUUUAAGUCGUCAUCAAGCUCAUCUGUAUCGUCAGUGGUAUCAUCAACUUUCUUAGCUUCGCAAACCUCUGAGACAUCUUCUUUUCCAACGACACGGGAAGAUCAAUCGGCCUCAUCAUCGACUUUCCAAACGCCUAAGGCCUCCGGAAGUUCCUCGUCUCCAACAACACCAGCAAGCAAAUCAGACUCGAGCAAAUCGGCAUUAUUAACUUCAUCAGCUUCGUCAGUUUUAGGUCUUUCAACCUCAAAAGCAUCUCAGGCAUCAACUCAAACUCAAUCAAACAACGAGUCGAAAUCAAGCCCUUCUACAGUUGGAGCUCAACUGACUUCAGUGUCUUCAGGGAUCCAAAGUCAAAGCACGCAAGAGAUAUCUUCAAAGAAACAGCCAAGCACUUUCGACCCGACAUCCAACUCUGCCGCUACUUUUCAAGGGCACACCUCAUCGCAAUCAGAGAUUGCAUCUCAGAGCUCAGACUUACAAGGACAGACUGCAUCGGAAAUAAAAUUCACGAGCAAAAGUACCAAGGCUCCUACUCAAGGACACCCUUCAGAAACUACCGCUGCUAAUACAAAGCCUGCAAGCAUUACUCAAAACCCCGCUACUUUUACCCAAGUACCUGAAACUGCUUCUACAAGUGUGAAAGCCUCAGUCAGCGAAAGUUCAAACCAUACUAGCUCAGCCGAGGAGUUAUCCACAUCUAUAGAGAGCACGGGAGUUUAUCCAGUUAGCACAUCCCCAUCCAGUCGUCCAGGAAACACUGAGACUAGACAGACUGCCGAAGGAACCUCUCUAUUUUCUUCUUCAAUUAGCAAGGCUACUACUGCAUUACCCACGAGUAAAGUUCGGACUUCAACUGAAAGCUCUAAAUCAGAAUUUUCGAACACACUCUCCUUAGAAACAUCUGCGACUUUACAGAGCGAAUCAAGCAUAAAACCCACUUCCACUCAAACCUCUGUCUUUAUACCAUCAUAUACAGGCAUGAAUACGAGUGUUAUUUCGGGUUGUACAGCAACUCUUUCGGUCGUUGGCCAAGUCUUACCAGCAUGUCCACAUACUAUCACUCUUGAUUCCUUCUUUUCCACUUCAAAGACACCGGUUACGGCUUUCCCUACCAGUAUUAUAGUUUCAACCAGUAGUUCUGCUACUUCAAAGGUGGUUGAUACUACUAGUAGUAGUAUAUCUGAGAUCAGCUCUUCUACUUCCAAUUUAGCUACUUCCAAGCCAGCUACUUCCAAUUUAGUCAGCAAAUCCCAAGACGCGUCUACGUCUGUUCCUAGCACUGCUUCACCAAUUAUUAGCUCAGCUAGCAAAUCACCAGAUACACUGACAAUAGUCCCUGCAACUAGUGUCCCGACAGAUCCUAUAUUUGUACCUGGGACUAAAUCUGCUGAGGCAGCAACCAUCGGCUCAUUCUCAGGAUCUACAGUUCCUUCGUCUACCGCGUUAUCUUCUAGUUCCAAUCCUGUUUCGAACAAAUCACCUGAUGCUCAAACAUCUGUGUCGACUACGAGCAAAUUACCUGAUGCACCCACUUCUAUUCAGUCGAAUAGUGUUAUUCCUGCCACGAGCAAAUCAUCUGAUAAUCAAACAUCUGUGCUAGCCACGACCAAGUCGCUUGAUGCAUCUACUUCUAUUCAAACGAGUAGUGUUAUUCCUGCUACGAGCAAAUCACCAGAUCCUUCUAUUUCUGUCUCAGCAACCGGUGUUUCAGUUAUCCUAGCUACAAAUAAAUUGCCAGAUUCUCUAACUUCUAGUCCGAGGACCACCAAGUCACCUGAUACACUUAUUUCAAAUCCACUCACCACAAAGUCACCAGAAUCAACUGCUUCAACAGCUAGUUCUGUGGUUUCACAGGCAAAUGCUAGCAGUGGAGAUACUUCUGAAACAUCUCCAACAAUAGCACCUACUAGUCAAGCUCGUACCGAAACCGCUAAGGCUAUAUCAACUCCACAAGCAACUUCAAAUCCUGUGUCUAUUCCAGGGACAGAACCUGCUGAUAGCGCAACUAAAGUGGCAUCUUCUGGAUCUACGUCUUCCUCAUCAUUAGAUCCACUAGUGAGCAACACAGCUACGACAGUCAAUAAUGUCCCUCCAUCAACUACAUCAAACCUAUCAUCGUUGGGAUCCGCAGUUUCCUCAUCUAUUGUAUCAUCGUCUUUGUCUAACCCCGCUAUAACUACAAGCAAUGUUUUACCACCAGGAACGACAAGCCCUGCAUCUGUGCCUCAAACUGAAUCAGUUAAUACUACCACAAACGUGUUGUUAUUGGAAUCUACAGUUCCUCCAUCGACCGUAGUUUCCUCUGGGUCGAAACCAGCAGAUAUCACAUCUGUAAGCAAUCCAACCAACACUGUAACUGGAAGCCCUACAUCUGCGUCGUCUUCUACCGGAAAUUCUGGAACCAGUACAUCAGCCGUAGGGAUACCAGUUGGUCUACCAAGUCACAAAAGUGAACUUCCCGUAGGUUCAAUCAGAACAGCCGACAUUAUUGGUACUCAGCCAACACCCAGCAACCCCGGCAUUCGAACAGGCGCCACAGAAAAGGGACCUCUACCAUCUGACACCAGUGCCACGAUCCCCGGUAUCCAAGUAUCUCCCAGCGGUGUAAAAACCAACCCUGAUGUCACAACAGCAGUUUCAAACCCAUCAAGCACACCAACAACCAUCAACCCAUUACCGGGCCAAACAACCAUUGCGCCAGUUGUAGUUAAUUCCCUAACACUCAGUCAAAGAACCUCUGACUUCGUCAUCGGUACCCGAACCAUCAAGCCCGGUUCCGAAGCCACCGUUAGCGGGGAACGAAUCUCAGUUGCUCCAUCUGGAUCUGCAAUUAUAAUCAAUGGGGCAACAACAAGUGUUACACCCACACCCUCUCCUACAAAUAGCGGUGUCAGAACCAUUUUAUCAACCACCACCGAAGCUCUUCCCGGUGUCGUCGUAAUCGGAACUUCAAGCGUAACCGCCGAUUUCAAGAACUCCGGCUUCCUAAUCGGAAGCGCAACACUCACACAAGGCGGAGCAAUAACCGCCGGUUCAACUAUCAUCACCCUUCCACCUAGUACAACCACCUCACGCCCCUCCAACAUAGUUGUAAUCGGAUCCUCAACCUACACCAAAAACUCAGAAUCCGGCGUGCAAAUCGGUUCUCAAAUCCUGAAAGCCGGAUCCGUCAUCACCGUCGACGGAUCCACCGUUUCUCUAUCUCCGACUGGGAAUGCCGUGGUGGUAAAUGCUAAUUCGGGGUUUGUGACUAGCACGGCUAGUUUGCAGGAGGUCGUUCCUGUUAGCAGUUUGAUGAUUGGUGGUCAGGCGCUUACGGCUGGGAGAAUAGUUACUCAGGGUGGGGAUAUUUUGAGCUUGGCAGCUGGGGGGACGGGUAUCGUGGUUAUAGGGACUAAGACUGUGGGAGCGGUGGGACAGACGGAGGAGCCGAAGAAGAAGAGUGCGGGUGUGAGAGGGAAGAGUGUAGGGAUGGGAAUGGGGCUGGGGUUGGUGAUGAAGGGGUGGGGAAUUUUGUAUUUACAGGUUUCUUUUGUGGUUUGGGCACUGUGGUUGUGA
Molecule: messenger RNA, 4962 nt
Organism: Sclerotinia sclerotiorum 1980 UF-70
Lineage: Eukaryota; Fungi; Ascomycota; Leotiomycetes; Helotiales; Sclerotiniaceae
Exons: 2
Coding region: 1-4962 (1653 amino acids)
Source: RefSeq, a predicted model, not a curated record